Aspergillus pseudonomiae is the source of this 435-nucleotide messenger RNA. RefSeq lists its product as uncharacterized. Lineage: Eukaryota; Fungi; Ascomycota; Eurotiomycetes; Eurotiales; Aspergillaceae. Bases 1 to 435 code for a protein of 144 amino acids. The transcript has a single exon. The record is from RefSeq and is a predicted model, not a curated record.
AUGCCAGUCAAGACAUUCGAUUUCGAUCAAAGAGCUUCCGGUUCAACCUAUCUCAAAUCACUUGAAACUUGGUCUUAUCAAUUCCCUGAUUCCUCGUCUUGGUUGUGGGUUAUCCACGGCAUUAGACUCACUUUCUCGAACGGGGAGGCCUUCUCGGCUGGUUACACCGACGACAAGCCCAUGAAAAAAUUGUCUCUAAAUGGGGACGAGAGGAUUCGCGAGUUAGCCAUCUACAGUGACCAAGAGCUAGAUGUAGUGAACAGUAUCUACAUCUACGCCAGAGAUGGACCCGACGGGCAGAUUAAUGCGGGAGGAGAAACUGGCGGAACAAAGCAGGCCACGAACCUUGGGGACCGCACCUUGCUUGGCUUCCAAGGACGCCACAUCCCAGGAGAGUCUCUUCACGAGCUGAAGCCUAUCUUCCGAGGAGCUUGA